This is a messenger RNA of Engraulis encrasicolus (European anchovy), 2565 nucleotides long. It is a transcript of the gene naxd, whose product is annotated as NAD(P)HX dehydratase. The transcript is spliced from 11 exons. Lineage: Eukaryota; Metazoa; Chordata; Actinopteri; Clupeiformes; Engraulidae. The record is from RefSeq and is a predicted model, not a curated record. Gene Ontology annotation, biological process: metabolite repair. Gene Ontology annotation, molecular function: ATP-dependent NAD(P)H-hydrate dehydratase activity. Bases 205 to 2223 code for a protein of 672 amino acids.
UAUUCGUAAUGUAUGCUUGGAUAAUGGCAAGGGUAGAGAAUUUGCUUGGUAAUGAGAAUUUUCUUUAGCUAGCCAGUUAGCCUUGUUUGCUAUACCGUGUUGUUGAUGUAAGAAGUAGUAGCAGGGGAUUUGUUUCGCUUUUUGUCGCUUACUGGAAUACCAAUUUAGCUACACAGUCGAGACAACCGGGAUACUGUCCGAACAAUGAUGCUGAUGAAUCCAACACGCGGGUUUCUGUGGACGGAUUCGGAGACAAGAGCACUGCUCAACAUUUGGGGGGAACACGACGUGCAGACUGCCUUGGACGGUAACUUCAGAAACAGCCAUGUCUACCGAGACGUGGCCAGCCGUCUGGGAGACAUGGGCUACGACAGGACACCUGAUCAGUGCAGGAUACGCGUGAAGAGCCUAAAAAGGCAGUACUACCAGGCCAAGGAUGCUUUCAAGAAAAACAAUGGACAGUACCGUAAGCUGUGCAAGUUCUUCGAGGAGAUGGAGCGGAUAUUGGGCAACCGAUUACCCGUGGACCCACAGGAUAUGAUUGACAGCGUUGCCGUGGGAGACGAGAUGAUGGACGGGACAGAGGAGGAGGGCGAUGGGACCGAGCAGUCGUCCGACUCCUACAUGCCGCCUUCCACUGACUUCCCAGCGCACACAGUGAAGAUAGAGUACCCAUCCUACUCCAUCCCCGUGACCGUGGGAAGUGUCCCAGUGAAGCCAACCAUCAACAGCGCUCCGCCUCCUCCUCGAGUGCUCCCCUCCACAUCCUCCACCUCGGCCUCGUCGAGACUGUGCCGGCGGGGCCGCAAGCGCGUGGCCAGCCUCCCCUUGGACAAGCUGAUGGAGCGCUUCUUGGAGCAGAGCGCCGAGGCCGAGGAGAACUUCUACAAGCUGGAGGAGCAGCGUCUGCAGCAGGAGGACAGGCGGCGCGAGGCCGAGCACACGCGAGAGCUCCAUAUGCUCCAGAUGCUCGGACAGAUCUUCGGCAACAUCUCCUCCUCCGGUGGUGUUGGUGGGUUGGUGACGGCAGCACCACCACCUCCACCUGGGAAUGGCUCGGUUACUCCCGUGCACUCUGUAGGUUCUCCCGAGCCCAUGUCUGUUCACGUGGCCCCCGCUUCGUCCUCAUGGUCGCAGGCCCGGUCUCAGCAUUCACGGCAACAGCAGCAGUCGCACCAGCAUCGUCAUCGUCACCACCAGCAGCAUCAGCAUCAGCAGCAGCAUCAAGGCACGGUGUCCCCACUUCGUCACCACCUGUCAGACCACGGCCGGGAUUCUAUCCCAGUCAUAGAGCGUUCAUUUUCGCUGGGCAGCGCUACACACAGUAUGGAGAACACUCUUCAGUUGGUGAGGAAUAUCGUCCCUCCCCUGACCUCCAAGAAGCACAAGGGCCAAGAUGGCCGCAUCGGCAUCAUUGGAGGAUGCCAGGAAUACACUGGGGCACCUUACUUCGCAGCCAUCUCCGCACUUAAAGUGGGAGCUGACCUUUCCCACGUCUUCUGCACUAAAGAUGCUGCCACUGUCAUCAAGUCUUACAGCCCGGAACUCAUAGUUCACCCUGUGCUGGACAGUCCAAAUGCGGUGGAGGAGAUUGAGAAGUGGCUGCCGCGACUGCACACCCUGGUGGUGGGACCAGGGCUCGGCAGAGAGGAGCUCCUGCUCAAGACAACCAAGGAGGUCAUUGAGAAAUCCAAGGCCAGAGACAUCCCCAUAGUCAUUGACGCGGAUGGGCUUUGGUUGGUGGCCAAGCAGCCCUCUGUUAUCCAGGGCUAUCAGAAAGGCAUCCUCACGCCCAACUUCAUGGAGUUCAGCAGACUCUACGAGGCCAUGCACCAAGAGCCUCUGGACAGCACUGACCACCAUCGGAAUGCCCAGCAGCUGAGCAUCGCCAUGGGCAACCUGACAGUGGUUCUAAAGGGAGAGGAGGACCUCAUCACCGACGGCAACAUGGUGCUGACGUGUUCCCAGGAGGGGAGUGGGCGGCGCUGUGGUGGCCAGGGGGACCUCCUCUCCGGCUCUCUGGGGGCCUUCGCACACUGGGCCUUCAACGCCCCCGCAGACGCCACUAAGAGUGUGAACCCCACCCUGGUGGCGGCGUUUGGGGCCACGUCGCUGACCAGGCAGUGCAACAGACAGGCCUUCCACAAGCACGGCCGCUCCACCACCACCUCCGACAUGAUCCAGGAGAUCAACUCCGCGUUCAGGAAGCUCUUUGAGACCUGAGGACACUCAUCAUAAUCAUCACACACCCAGUGCUCUCUGGAUCACUGAGGAACACUCAUGACACUGAGGACACCCAAUGCCCCAGAUCACCUUUCCUUGUAAACAGACUUGACGGAGAAAGAAAAAAACACAAUGAUGUUGUUUUGACAAUGACGUGCUGUACCAUCCCACUGUCUCUCUCUAAGCUAUUGACCCUGAGCAAAGAAACCUGUUGUUUGGCAUUUUCCAGACCGCGGGGUUGGUUGACUCUUAAGCACAGGCUGGUGUGUGUUCACUACUCCUCUGAUCUGCCUCUCUCUCAACACCUCUGAAAGACAUUAAAACAUACACCGUGAACAAUUA